AUAGCUGGCACCUUCCUCCCUCAGCCUCCUUAGUCAUUGGAACAGCAGUGUCACUCUGGAGGCUCAGUGCAUGCGCUUGGGACCUUCUGGAAUGUCUCUUCCCUUGGUUUGCUUGAAACCUUUGGUUUUUUCUGUAACAUUUGGAUUAUCUGAACCCUGCCUUGUCCUUGGCCAAAUAUUUCCAUACACCAAGGUUGAGACUUAGAAUCACUUACUGGAAAUAUUCUUUUCCCUCUUAGUGAAGUUCAGGAUACUUAAAUGUAUUGCCUCAUAAUCCAGUCUCCUCCUUGUCACUGUGUAAGGAAUUAAAAGUAGGGAUAUGAUUAGAAAAUUUUUAUGUAAAUGUAGUACCUGCCGAAGCCCUGUUCUAAUAUGACCUGGCCACACACCUGCACUCGGAUUGAAACUGUGCUUUAAGCAUGUCAUUUGAACUGUUUGUCUGCUAGUUUAAGGAUGUUCCUCUAUCCCCACCCCAGUGACACUGCAUAUGCAAUAAAAAACACCAACCUUUGCUUUCUGGUCACACUCACAUAAAUGGAUGUGCUGGACUCACCAACAGAUAGCUCAGGGGGAGGGAUAGCUCAGUGGUUUGAGCAUUGGUCUGCUAAACCCAAGGUUGUGAGUUCAAUCCUUGAGGGGGCCAUUUAGGGAUUGGGUUAAAAAUUGGGGAUUGGUCCUGCUUUGAGCAGGGGAUUGGACUAAUUGAUCUCCUGAGGUCCCUUCCAACCCUGAUAUUCUAUGAUUCACUAGCUACCUUCUUCUCGGGGCUGGUGGCGGUGCAGGGAGAAGAACCGAAGAACCCAGCUUGGUUUCCUAAAAGUCAGACUGAGCAGGUCACUGGAAAAAUUGUGCUGCUGCAAGAUGAGUGAUUGUGCUGUGGAGUCACUGAGCAGGACAAAGAAAGGCCCUUUGGCCGCAGCAGCCUUCCUAGCACAGGGAUUAGAUCAUUAUUCAUGCCAGGGCAUGAAAGUUUGUGGGCUUGCACUAGGGAUACAUUUGGCUUCUUUCUUAUUUUGUUCAUUUCCCCGCCUGCAGUUGCUGUGGGCCCUCCUCUCUCAGGAGGGGGGCAGGACAAAAAUGUCUGCUCAGACAGUGGCACUUGAAGCUGACAGACAUGUCUAGCCAGCUCAGCUGCUGGGCCAAUGUGCCCAUCUUUGGGUUGCUCUCCGAUUGCCAGACUGCCUCUUUCUGGCUGUGCCUAAAGAUAGACCCAGCCCAUCUCUCUCUCCUUCCAGCCUCUCUCUGCAGCAGGCUUUGCACAGCAACAUGGCGGAGCAAUGUAAUUAAUCAGCGCAGGGACAGUGAUCUGUGCACAGACCCUUUGCACCACAGGGCAGGAGUUACAAUUGCUGUGUUCGAGCCUUGGAAAUGGCUUUGCUGUGUUACAACAAGGGCUGUGGGCAAAGAUUUGAUGACGAUAAGAACUCUGAGGAUUCCUGUGUGUACCACCCAGGUGUUCCAAUAUUCCAUGAUGCCCUGAAGGGCUGGUCUUGUUGCAAGAAACGAACCACAGACUUCUCAGAAUUUCUCUCUAUAAAGGGCUGCAUGAAGGGGUGUCACAGCAAUGAGAAGCCCCCCGAGCCCUUCCGGCAAGAGGAUACCUCAAACAAGCUGAAGACCAAGCCAAGCACAGAACUCAUCAUCCAAAGCCCAAAAUCAGCUGAGAAGAUGCAACGUGAAAGGCCAAAUUCUGAUGAGCCAAGACAGCCACUGCUGAUUAAAGUGUCCAGGUCUCUGGAGCAGACCCUGGAGAAGCUGAAGCUGGCCUCCAAAAACCAAUGCCCAGAGAGAGGUUCCUUGUGCAGGGCAGAGGCCAUUCCGGAAGUCAGAACUGGCACCACCUGUAAGAACUUAGGCUGUAUGGCGGUCUACAAGGGGGCAGAGAAUGAGACGGAGGCUUGUAUUUUUCACCCAGGAGUUCCUGUCUUCCAUGAGGGUAUGAAGUACUGGAGUUGCUGUGGCAUUAAAACUACAGACUUCAGUGCGUUUCUGGAGCAAGAGGGCUGUAGCACUGGGAAACACAGAUGGCUAAAGAAGGAGGAUAAGAAGUUGGUUUCUUGUCGACAAGACUGGCAUCAAACCAGCAGCCAAGUGGUGGUGACAAUUUAUGCCAAGAAUCCUCUGCCAGCACUCAGCUCUGUGAUGGCCAAUCGCACUGUGAUUGAUGUCCAUAUCAUGUUCGAAGGUGACAAGGUUUUCCAGGCAAAGCUGGAUCUCUGGGGGAUCAUUGAUGUACAGAAGAGCUUUGUAAACAUGGUACCCACGAAGGUGGAAAUUGCCCUGCAAAAGACCAGCCCCCUGACCUGGGCCAAACUGGAGCAUCUCCAGAGCAGCUCUCAGCCCAGACAAGACCAGACUGAGAAAGAUCCAAUGGAUGCUGAGGACCCCGAAGGAGCGCAAUGGGAGGAGUCAGAUGACAGCUUGAGCUGGUCAGAGGAGGGAGAUGAGGAGGAGGAGGAAGGAGCAGUAAGCAAAUGACAUUCAUGUAGCAUCUUCAAAGAGAGAUUGAAGCCUCUUUCUUUCAAAGACAAGCACGUGGGACCCCAGAACCAUCUGCAGGUGAGCAGAUUGAAUUAUCUGGAGACCGAGGGCCAGCUCUGAAUUUAAAGCUGCUAGAGACACUGCCUCCCAACUGUAAAGAAUUCAGCUCACCUAUGUCUCUCUGGCAUUGUCUACACUGGGAUAUUUCUUGUACACUUGGGAGGAAGUUAAAUAGCAGCUACUAAAGUUUGACAUUUUUAAAUCAGUAUCCAGGUGUUUUAAAAGAACUGGCUGAGGACCUCACUGGACUGUUAAUGUUAAUUUUCAUUAAGUCCUGAAACACUGGGGAAGUUCCAAAACACUGGAAGAAAACUAAUGUUGUGCCAGUAUCCACAAGGGUAAACCAUAUAACCUGGGUAAUUAUGGGCCUGCCAGUAUGACAUUGAUCCCAGGAAAGAUAAGGGAACGGCUGAUAUGGGACUUUAUUAAUAAAAAAUUAAAGGAGAGUAAUAUAAUUAAUGCCAAUCAGCAUGGGUUUAUG
Molecule: messenger RNA, 3022 nt
Organism: Dermochelys coriacea (leatherback sea turtle)
Lineage: Eukaryota; Metazoa; Chordata; Testudines; Dermochelyidae
Gene: ITGB1BP2
Product: integrin subunit beta 1 binding protein 2
Exons: 11
Coding region: 1369-2478 (369 amino acids)
Source: RefSeq, a predicted model, not a curated record